CGUAUGUACGUCAGUAGUGUGGGCCGACCCGCGUAUCGUCGGUACAGUUGAGAAAUUUUAUUUGAUUCUGUUUUUCCGCGAAAGGAUCACUAACAUCAUGAUAUGCGAUCAUGAAUUUCUUUCAGUAAUAUUGUAAAAGGGGUCUCACAAUCGAAGGAAGUGGCUCACCAUCAUAUGUUUGUAAAAUUGGCGUGAGAAAAAAUCUUGCUCUUAUACGAGUGCGUUAGGGCCCCGAUCAAUCUUCAAGUUCAUGAACUCGCACUUAUUUGGUUAAUUGGGUUUGUUCGUGAUUGAAUUUACGCUAAAUUAGUAGCGUUUCGACAAUUCUUCUUUCGUGAGGUAUGGACCCUUGGGUAAUUCAACCCAGAGAACGUGCAAGAUAUAGAGAACAGUUUGAUUCUCUGAAACCAAUCAAUGGAGUUGUCACUGGAGAGCAAGCAAAAGAAUUUUUGCUUAAGUCUCAGCUUCCACCUGUUAUCCUUGGGCAAAUUUGGGCUUUAUCAGAUACAGAUGCAGAUGGAAAAAUGGACAUAAAUGAAUUCAGUAUUGCAUGUAAAUUAAUCAAUUUAAAGUUACGUGGUUUUGAAAUUCCUAAAACCUUACCUUCAACUUUAGUGCAAAGUUUGAAAUCACUUUCUGCCAGUGAUGCUAAUGUUACAAACUUAACAAAUGGAGCUGCUAAUAUCCCAUCACAGAAUAAUGUUGCUUCACUAGUUAAUUUAUCUGGUCCACCACAAGUUCCAGUGCAGCCCUUAAUUAGUGGAAUGCCUAUGGCUGGAUCUGUUCCACGUCCUCUUAUAGGACCUCCACCUGCAAAUGGACCAUUACCAGGACAUGCUAUUAGACCUGUUUCACCAAUGACUUUACCAGGAAUCGUGCCUUCUACAAGUACUACCACUACCACUACCACUACCACUACCACUACUCCUAGUGGUGGUCCUCCUCAAAGACCUGCACCACCCACAAGUAUUGGAGCAAAUUUUUCACCUGCGACUAGUGGUCCACCUCCAAAACCAGCACCACCUUCAUUUCCUAAUAGUCCUGUUACUGCUGGGAUUUCACCAGUCAAAGUUGCAUCUGUUUCUGCUACUGCUGUUCCUCCCAGUCAACCUAUGCAAUCAAUGACUACAUCUGCCAUGGGAAUGCCUGCAAUAGCACCAAUUGCACCCUUAAAUACAACUCCAGCCCCAAUAGCUGCUUUUGGUAUGGCACAAACAAUGCCUAUGCAACCGUUAUCUUGUACUAGCAUGGUUGCUCCAAUUACGGGUUCUACCAUAGUACCCUCAAUUGCACCAAUAUCUACUGGGACCGGUGUAGUAUCAACUCCUCCAGUUGUAGGUUUACCGCUAGUGUCAGCAACCACAGCAAGUGGCACAUUAGUAAACGGUGUAAUUGCUCAAACACCAGUAUCCACAAGUACACCAUUAAGUACAACUGCACGUCUACCAAGUAUAGAUAGAGUGGGCUCGGUUGAUUCACAACAUAGUCAACAUAGUCAACAUUCAAUAGGUUCCCCACAAUCUGUGGAAUGGGCUGUACCUCAUCAAACAAAAUUAAAGUAUACUCAAUUGUUCAAUACUUGGGACAGAACGCGAUCUGGAUUUUUGUCUGGUCCUCAAGCUAGGAAUAUUAUGGUGCAGUCACAGGCAUUAGCGGACAUGGAUUCUGAUGGUCGUUUAAGUUGCGACGAAUUUGUAUUAGCAAUGCAUUUAUGUGAUAUAGCUAAGCUUGGUGAAAAGAUACCUACCACGUUACCAAUUGAACUUAUUCCACCUGCAUUCAGGCGUCAACGACAAAGUAGUUUAACGCUUUCACAAAUUGGAACGGAAAAUAUAGAUCCAUCAGCUGGUAUGCCGCAAACCUCUUUUGAAGACAAACGUAAAGAAAACUUUGAGAAAGGACAAGCGGAGCUAGAGCGUAGGCGCAAGGCUUUAUUAGAAAUUCAACGUAAAGAACAGGAAGAACGUGAACGAAAAGAAAGAGAAGAAGCUGAGAAACAAGAGAAAAUUAGAUUAGAACAAGAAAGACGAAGACAAGCAGAAAUUGAGAAACAAAUGCAAAGGCAAAAAGAGAUUGAACAGGAAAAGGAAGAACAACGAAAACGAGCUCAAGAGCAAAGAGAAGCGGCACGAAAAGAGAUGGAAAGACAACGACAAUUAGAAUGGGAAAAACAGAAAUCACAAGAACUUCAAGCUCAAAGGCAAAAAGAACAAGAUGUAUUACUGAAAUUAAAAGCAAAAAAUCAGACAUUAACUAUCGAAUUAGGAACACUUAAUGAUAAAGUGAAAGAACUGUCUCAAAAAAUCUGUGACACUCGAGUUGGUGUAUCUGGAGUUAAAACGACAAUUGAUGGAAUGCGAUCGACACGUGAUGCACAGUUACAAGAGAUGGCUGCUUUAAAAAAUAAACUUCGAGAACAAAACCAAAGAUUAUUAGCUUUGAGUCAAGAAAAAGCUCGAAUUGAAGCAAAGAAUAAGCUAAAUACAGCUAUGGAGUCGGCGGGUCAAGAAGCUAUUAAAAUGGCAUUCGAUAAUAAGCAAAUUACUUUGAAACAAAUGAAGGAUAAAAUUGCUGAUUUACAACAGCAGAUUGAUGCUAAAAUGGCUGACAUAGAAAAUAAUAAUGGCCAGCUUCAAGAUAUUAAAACGCAAAUGGAAACUUUAGUGGCUGAUUGUAAGAAUCUUUAUGUAACUUUCGAAGAUAAAAAAUUAAAAGUUUUAGAACUCAGAGCAAGUGGUGGUACCGGAGCUGGUACUGAUUAUACAACUUCUGCGUGGAGUGAUAGCGCUUGGAAUGAUACUUCAACAGCAGUUAACGAUUCUGCAUGGCCUAUCAAUGAUAUCACCACAACUGAGACAGUGGAAGAAACUACUCCAGGAGUUAUGAAAUAUAGAGCUUUAUACGAAUUUGUGGCUAGAAAUCAAGAUGAAAUAUCGUUUCAACCUGGCGACAUUAUCUUGGUACCGCCUGUUCAAAAUGCAGAACCAGGAUGGAUGGCUGGCGAAAUUCGUGGUCAUACUGGAUGGUUCCCUGAAUCCUACGUGGAACCAGUAGAUGCUGGUAGCGCAAAUGAUAAUGCUUUCAUACAACAACAAGACAGUGUGGAGAAGAGAACGUUAGAGGGGAUUGCUGAAGUUCCUGAAAAUGUAUCUGAUGCUGGAUCACUUGGCGACGAGCCUCCUUCUGUUGAACCCAUUAUACCUACUCUUGGAUUAGGUGUAGCUUGCGAUAUACAAGUAACCACUUUGUAUCAUUAUCGUCCUACGAUAGAACAACAUCUUCCGUUUGAGAAAGGAGAUAUUAUUAAAGUAGAUGAACAACAGGGUGAUUGGUGGUACGGUACAUCUAAUAAAGAAGCCAAGGGUUGGUUUCCUAAAUCAUAUGUCAAAGAAAUUACUGCUAAUCAAACAGCAGUGGUUGAAGGUCUUAAUGAAUACUAUGUAGCCUUAUAUCCAUAUGAUUCUGCCGAAGCUGGAGACUUAACUUUCAACCAAGGAGAAGUUAUAUUAGUCGUUAAAAAGGAAGGCGAUUGGUGGACGGGUAAUAUAGGAGAUAGGAGCGGAAUUUUCCCUGCUAAUUAUGUAGAAAAAUGUGAUGCUUCAGAUCAGGGUGCCUCUGUAACUACUAACGUAUCUGAAACGAUUACUGCAACGACUGAAGACACAACAACAAAUGAUCAAGAAACAGUUGCGUCAGUAAUUGCCCAAGCAGUAUUGAAAGGAAGAAAACCUGAAAUUGUACAAGUUAUUGCACCUUAUCAAGCCACUAGUUCUGAACAGUUAGAUUUACAAAAAGGACAAUUAAUAAUGAUUCGUAAAAAGACAGACAGUGGUUGGUGGGAAGGAGAAUUACAGAACGCGUUAUGGCCUUAUAUCCAUAUCAAGCACAAAAUGAGGAUGAGUUAAGUUUUGAGAAAGGUGACGUUAUAACUGUACUUGCAAAAGAUGAAGCAGCAUGGUGGAAAGGCGAAUUAAACGGAGUGUCUGGUGUUUUCCCUACUAAUGAGAUGACAACUAACUUACUAAUGGCUGGAUUGGAUUCUAUGGAAAAGAAACGGCAAGAAUACAUCAAAGAACUUAUCACAACUGAACAAGCAUACAUAGAAGAUAUGAGACUCGUUCACGAGGUGUUUGAGAAACCUCUCAUUGAAAGUUUAGUUUUAACUGUAGACGAGGUAGAUAAAAUAUUCGUUAAUUGGAGAGAUAUUAUUGCUUGUAAUGAUAAUUUUUUAAGAUACCCAGAAUGUCAGCCUAUAUAAGAUUCUGUAGCUGUCAGAUAUCGGCUGCUGUUUAUCUUCAGAGAUUAACUGAAACUAUGCCAGAAUUUGUCAAAGUUGCUCAAGUUUGUCAACAAGAUCCACGUACGAAAGGAAUGCCUUUGAGUUCUUUCCUUAUAAAACCAAUGCAAAGGAUAACAAAGUAUCCUCUUAUUAUUGGCAAAGUAAAUGAAGGAGUUAGAGAGAAAGAAAAUAGUGAUAGAUUAGAAUGGCUGCAAACACAUGUGGCUUGUGACGGUCUUGAAGAACAACUUAUCUUUAAUUCUUUAACAAAUUCUUUAGGUCCACGAAAACUUCUUCAUUUUGGUAUACUUCAUAAGGCAAAAAGUGGAAAGGAACUUGUUGGAUUUCUCACAAAUGAUUUUUUAUUGUUUGCUCAACCAAUACUUGGCAAAAAGUUUUCAUGUGGACAACAGUUUUCGUUUGAGAGAAACGAGCAUCAAAAAUUUAAGAUGUAUAGAAAGCCAAUAUUUUUAAACGAGUUAUCUUUUUUGGGUGAUUCAGAAACGAACGGUAAUGUUAGUUUAGGUUUCAGCGAAGGUUCAGAAAAUUCAACUAAAAUACUGAGACUGAAAGACCAAAAAAAACCGAUAAUAUUGUUAGCUCCAUCUCCAAGUGAAUGUUCACUAUGGGUCAGAAGAAUUACAGAAGCAAGAAAGAAAUUUAUGGAGAAUGAAAAAACACGCUUGCAAAGACAGAGAUCAAGAAAGUGCAAUACAUUCUGCAAAGUGAGCAUGGGUUCACAAGAAGAGAGGACAGGUGUUGUAUCAGGAACUGAUUGUCCUUUAUGGGAUACGUCUAUGCAGUUCCAAGUAAAGGAUUUACUUGAGGAUACAUUAUGUAUCACGGUCUUUGAUAAAGGCUAUUAUAGUCCAGAUGAAUUUCUCGGACGAGCAGAAAUAAGAGUUGCCGAUAUAAUGAGAGAUAGUAGGGAUUCAUGUGGACCGAUACAGAAACGUAUUCGGUUACAUGAAGUCGAGAAAGGUAUUGUUGUAUUGAAGUUGGAUUUACGACUCUUUGGUAAUCGAUAAAAGCAUUACAUUGUUCAUUUACGUAUUCAUAAGUAAAUGGUUACAACGUAAAAUUACAAUUGUUACUGCCAAGAUCUUCCAUAUCAUUGGAAAAAAAACGUGUACACAUGUAAAAAAAAAACAAUUUUUUACCUUAAUGUUUAAGAGGUUGAUAUUCAGUUGAUAACUAAGGGCACAAAACAAUCAAUAUUUUAUUAUGUAUUUAUUAUUGUAUUUAUAAUACGUAUUGAAUUUUUUUUUAAUCGUAUGUCAUUGGUAUUUUAGUAAUAAUUUACAAAAAAGAAAGUACUUCUGUUAUUUUGUAUAAAGUGCAUCCGAUCAUAUCGAUCUUAGUCUUCCUUAGGAAUUAAUAAUUUAUAUUCAUGUGAAGCUACAGUAUUAUUGUUAUUAUUGUUGAUAGUAUAUAACAGAAAGUUAUAUAAAAUUGAUAGUAUAUGACAAAAGACAUUUUUUUAUAUGAAACAUGUACAAACAACGAAACAUUUAAGCGGGCAUUAGUAUAAAUAAACCGAGUAUACAAUGAGUAAUUUAGGAAUAAUUUAUUGUAAUAAUUGCUUAGUAUAUAACUAAGAUCAGUAUGCAUUCUUUAGACUGAUUCGUAUAUAAAAAUGUAUAACACAUAUGAUAACGUAUGAAAUAGAUGUACAGAAUAUGAUGGUUUCUACAAUUUAACGCACAAUAGAAUUUUAUAAAAUACUAUAUAGUCUAUCAAUAAAGUAGAUAAAUUAUAUAUAAAUAUUUCUUAAUAUGUAAUAAAUGUUUUAGAUGAUUCUCUGCAGUCAUGUUCAAUAGGAUUACAUACAAAGCGGUGCAAAUAUCUAAGAAAAUUUUGUUCUCCUAUAAAAUGGUUUCCAAUUGUCUUGUAUAUCACACGAACUAAAAUUGGCCCGAGUCUAUCGCUUGCACCCCAUUGCAUCCAAUCCUCUUCAUCGAUUCAACGAUCCAAAAAUUAUCGAAGAUCAUAUGAAUAAUUUAACUUCCCACAAAGAAGACAAUUCAUUGUCCCAGACACCGAUGCUCGAAAAUAUUCAGCAUAAUAUUAUUAUAGUUUCGAAAUAUGUAGUUCCCUUUUCGAAGCAAACGUUCCAAUCAGCAUUGCUUCAGUGCCAUGCACACCAACUAUAAAUUAUUUGAAAAGGCCAGUUUAAAUCUCUCGUUCUGGAGAGAGAGAGAUAUGGCAAUGCCAAGAGGAGCGUGCUAACGAGAUAUUCGAAAUCAAGACUAUCCUCGUUCGAUC
Molecule: messenger RNA, 6544 nt
Organism: Heterotrigona itama
Lineage: Eukaryota; Metazoa; Arthropoda; Insecta; Hymenoptera; Apidae
Source: the annotation of a GenBank genome assembly